GCUCAUCAGCGAAGGAAAGUGUUUUAUGGAUUUUUUCUAGUGCGUCAUUUAUGGAUUUAUUGACGUGGAUGAAACUUCUUCUGACAAGAGAAUCAUUCUAAAUCGCGAAGGAAUGAAAAUUUUAAUAUUCUAUGCAUUAUAAUACUAAACAUAAAAACUUUCAUAGUAUGGAGAAUAUACCAGGAAGUGAGAAUCAAAUGCCCCAUCAGUUGCCUCCAAUGAUGAACAUGCCACCGAACAGUAAUCACGGAGUACCAGGAAUGGAACCCCCCAAAAUGUUACCCAGUUUACUGAGCUUAAAAGUGAGUCCACCAAGCGAACUACAAAAUCAGAAUUCAAUAGAUGAUGGAGGAAGAGAAGCAGAUGGUGAUUCUGUGAAAUUACCAGCAGCUUUAGAGCAGGCUCUAGCUUUCAAAACUGAGAGGGCUAAAGAGGUAGGAGGAGAUCCUAAUGAUAUAGUUUCCUUAGAGAAAGCAUCAAAUCAUGAAAAUGUAGGGGAAGAUGCAUCUCAGUUAGAUGAUGUUAUAAUUGAACCUGAAACAACAACAGAAAAGACAAACACAAAGUUAGCUAAAACCAAAAAGAAGAAGAAGAAAAAAAGGAAGAAGCACAAUAUAAGCAAAGAGGGAGAAAAUAAGAAAGACGAUAUAGAGAAUUCAAAACCUAAGGAUGAUUUACCAGAGAUUGAGUAUGUUCAGGAGAUUCCAAGUAUUAAUGAUUUGGAACCUAUGUACCGUCAGUUCGCUAGAAUUUUUGAAGCAUUUAAAUUGACUGAACCUGAACCAAAAUCUAUGGAAGCAGACAAAGGAGAACCGAUAGGACAGUAUCCUCCUGUAACGAGUUUACAAACAACUGGUACUGUACCCAGUAAAGUACCACCUUUAGAUGACUUUGACGACGAUGCGAUUCAGCAGCAGCAACAGCAGGGAACCGGGGAGAACGGUGCUCCCCGUCUUUCCAAGAGAAAGUUAAAAAGGCUAACACGUUUGAGCGUGGCCGAAUUGAAGCAACUUGUUGGACGACCCGAUGUUGUAGAAAUGCACGAUGUCACCGCUAGAGAUCCGAAGCUGCUUGUACAGUUAAAAGCGCAUCGUAACACAGUACCAGUCCCUAGACACUGGUGCUUCAAGAGAAAGUAUCUUCAAGGGAAACGUGGUAUCGAGAAGCCGCCUUUCGAUUUACCAGACUUUAUAAAACGUACAGGUAUCACGGAGAUGAGAGCGAGCCUUCAAGAACGGGACGAUACACGCACGUUAAAAGCAAAGAUGCGAGAAAGGGCAAGGCCGAAGCUCGGUAAAAUAGACAUUGACUACCAGAAACUGCACGAUGCGUUUUUCAAAUGGCAAACGAAGCCUCGCAUGACCAUUCACGGUGAUCUCUACUACGAGGGUAAAGAAUUCGAAACACGUUUGAAGGAAAAGAAACCUGGAGAACUAUCCGACGAAUUACGUACUGCACUCGGUAUGCCAAUUGGACCUAAUUGUCACAAGGUUCCGCCGCCGUGGUUAAUCGCCAUGCAACGUUACGGGCCACCGCCCAGUUAUCCGAAUUUAAAGAUACCUGGUCUAAACGCACCAAUACCAGAGGGAUGCGCGUUUGGAUAUCAUGCUGGAGGUUGGGGUAAGCCCCCUGUGGAUGAAACAGGACGUCCUUUAUACGGCGACGUAUUUGGUAUCUCCCGUGCGCCGGGCGGAGAUGCUAUGGAUGAAGAAAUCGACCGAGGUAUGUGGGGCGAGCCUGAAUCAGAAUCUUCCGGUGAGGAGGAUGAGGACGAAGAUGCGGAGGAAGGUGGCGAGGGUGAAGGGGAAGGAAAGGAUGCGGACGGUGAUGCGAGUGGACUGGUUACACCUGGCGCAGAAGGUCUGAUAACGCCAAGCGGUAUCACAUCGAUCCCGGCCGGGUUGGAGACACCGGAAACAAUAGAGUUAAGGAAAAAGAAGAUCGAAAGCGAAAUGGAAGGAGGAGACACGCCUGCUCUGUACACGGUUUUGCAAGAACGACGAACGGACGGUCUUGGCGCCAGCAUGAUGGGUAGUACACACGUCUACGAUAUGACCGGUGCAGCAGGAGGUCAAGCGCCACCGUCUGUGAUCGCUGCACGCCGUGGUGUCAGUGGCACAACGUCCGACGGAAGAACAGAAAAAGAUGGGGCCGUUGAACUGGCAUUAGAUCCGAGCGAGUUGGAUCUAGACUCUGAGGCAAUGGCGUCACGAUACGAAGAGACCAUGCGGUCGCGACAAGCUCAUUUGAGGAGAGAAGACUUAUCGGAUAUGCUUCAGGAUCAUGUACAACGACAAAAAAGUAAACGCAAACGGCAACAGGGUCAAGACUCAAAAGCUUCUAAGAAGUAUAAAGAAUUUAAAUUUUAAACUUACUG
This is a messenger RNA of Dufourea novaeangliae, 2377 nucleotides long. RefSeq names its product splicing factor 3B subunit 2 (gene Sf3b2). Gene Ontology annotation, cellular component: catalytic step 2 spliceosome; U2-type spliceosomal complex; nucleus. Gene Ontology annotation, biological process: mRNA splicing, via spliceosome. NCBI's taxonomy places the organism in Eukaryota, Metazoa, Arthropoda, Insecta, Hymenoptera, Halictidae. The record is from RefSeq and is a predicted model, not a curated record. The transcript has 3 exons. Bases 132 to 2369 code for a protein of 745 amino acids.